AUGCCUGCUCAGUUCAUCGACGUCCCGACCUACAAGCUCUCGCACGGUGGCAGCAUCCCUGCCGUCGGCCUCGGAACCUGGCAGAGCAAGCCUGGCGAGGUCGAGCACGCUGUCGAGGUCGCGCUCAAGAACGGGUACCGCCACAUCGACGGCGCGUUCGUCUACCGCAACGAGGCCGAGGUCGGCCAAGGGCUGAAGGCGUCGGGCGUUCCUCGCGGCGACAUCUUCCUCACGUCCAAGCUGUGGUGCACGCGCCACCGCGACGUCGAGGGCGCCGUCAAGACGUCGCUCGCCAACUUUGGCACCGACUACCUGGACCUGUACCUCAUUCAUUGGCCCGUACCGCUCAACCCGAACGGCAACGACCCGCUGUUCCCCAAGCUCGAGGACGGCAGCCGCGACAAGGACACCGAGUGGUCGAUCAACGACACGUGGAAGCAGAUGGAGGCGGUCCUCGAGAAGGGCCUCGUCAAGGCUAUCGGCGUCUCCAACUUCUCAGAGAAGAUGAUGGGGAAGCUUCUGUCGACGGCCAAGGUCGUGCCGGCAGUCAACCAGGUCGAGCUUCACCCGUACCUGCCCCAGCACGAUCUCAUCGCCUACCUCAAGUCGAAGAACAUCGUUCCUCAGGCCUACUCGCCGCUCGGAUCGACCGACUCGCCGCUGCUCAAGGACGAGGAGAUCCAGCAGAUUGCCGACAAGCACGGCGUCUCGGUCGGCACCGUCCUCAUCAGCUACCAGGUCAACCGCGGCGUCGUCGUCCUGCCCAAGAGCGUGACCGAGAAGCGCAUCGUCGACAACCUGCGGCUCGUCAAGCUCGACGACGGCGACAUGGACACGCUCAACUCGCUGCACAAGACCAAGGGCAAGCGCUUCAUCAAGCCCGACUGGAACGUCGACCUUGGCUUCGAGGAUUGGUAG
This is a messenger RNA of Rhodotorula graminis WP1, 918 nucleotides long. RefSeq lists its product as uncharacterized. Gene Ontology annotation, molecular function: aldose reductase (NADPH) activity. The coding region runs from base 1 to 918 and encodes 305 amino acids. The transcript is spliced from 8 exons. Lineage: Eukaryota; Fungi; Basidiomycota; Microbotryomycetes; Sporidiobolales; Sporidiobolaceae. The record is from RefSeq and is a predicted model, not a curated record. Gene Ontology annotation, cellular component: cytosol.